Molecule: messenger RNA, 638 nt
Organism: Erpetoichthys calabaricus (reedfish)
Lineage: Eukaryota; Metazoa; Chordata; Cladistia; Polypteriformes; Polypteridae
Gene: ssna1
Product: Sjogren syndrome nuclear autoantigen 1
Exons: 3
Coding region: 128-493 (121 amino acids)
Cellular component (GO): centrosome; ciliary basal body
Source: RefSeq, a predicted model, not a curated record
CGCGCAAAGCGGAAGUGGAGCGAGAGGGCGGGUAUUUAGGACCGAAGUCCUCCUCUGAUAACUUUGUUUUCUGGUGUUGCUUGGGCGAAGGUUACUGGACUACAUCGUUUCAGGCGCCGGUGUUACGAUGGCUCAGCAGGGCGCGGCGCUGCAGAACUACAACAACGAAUUGGUCAAAUGUAUUGAAGAGCUGUGUUCAAAGCGGGACGACAUUAACAAGCAGAUUUUGAGGGAAGAGGAGGAAAAAGUGAAGCUGCAAAACGACAUUCGCAUUCUGACUGAGAAACUCAGCCGAGUCAAUGAGAGCCUGGCACGGAAGCUGGCAGCACGUAACGAUUUUGACCGCACGAUCGCAGAGACGGAGGCCGCUUACAUGAAGAUCCUGGAAAGCUCACAGACGUUGCUGAAUGUUCUGAAGAGAGAAGCGGGCACUUUAGGAAAGAGCACGGAUUUACGGUGUGCCAACGUGGGCCAUUCUCCCCACAAAGACUGAUCUCCACACGCAUGGAUUGUACCAAGGGUGCUUCUCCUCCUCAAGAGACUGCUGCUGGCCCCCCUGGCGAUUAGGGGGUGAUGCCUGUACAUAGGUGUGUGGCAUGUUCUUAUCAAGCAAAAGCAAUAAAGGUUUGUACAUAGUG